UGCCCCCAUACUCUGAGCAGACCUCUGUCUUUUCCAGUCUGGCUGGACCCUGUCAUAAUGUCGACUCUUUUAAUUUGGUUUGUUUUUAUGAGUUUGAACAUACUCCUGAAAACAGGACACUGCACAAGAAUACGUGACGAAAUUCUAUCAAUCACCCCAAAAACAGAAGAACAAGUAGACAUCUUGAAGAAUGUUUCCACAGAAUAUAAGACAGUCCUGUGGCAGCCUGCUUCAGCUGAGUACAUCAGAGAAGAAAUGCAGGUCCACCUCUUUGUCCCUGCAAACAGCUCCGGGACAGUCAAGGAUCUACUGAAGAAACAUCACAUAACACACGAGGUCUUACUGGAUAAUGCUAACGAGCUGAUUGAACUGCAGAUGAGGAAUGCCUCCAGUGACCCACGAAGCAGCUCAACGUUUUAUGAGAGAUAUCACACCCUGGAGGAUAUCUAUGACUGGAUUAAUAGGACCGCGCAAGACAACCCCAGAACAGUCAAAGCCAUCCUUAUUGGUUCUUCAUAUGAGAAGCGACCGCUGUAUGUACUCAAGCUGUCUUUUAACGACAGGCCAAAUAAGACAGCCAUGUGGAUUGACUGCGGGAUCCACGCCAGAGAGUGGAUCGCUCCUGCUUUCUGCUUGUGGUUCAUACACUAUUCUUUGUCAUUUUACGGGCAAAACACAGACAUUACGCACAUCCUGAACAGCAUGGAUGUCUACAUCCUGCCCGUCUUGAACCCUGAUGGCUACAAAUACACUUGGACGGGAAGUGAGGAAAGGAUGUGGAGGAAGAACCGUUCCAUCAGCAAGGCAACUAAUUGCAUCGGCGUUGACCUCAACAGAAACUUUGAUGCCAACUGGUGCACUAAGGGAGCCUCUCAUAAUCCUUGCUCUGAGAUCUACUGUGGGGAGUUUCCUGAGUCCGAGCCAGAGUCACAGGCUGUGGCCGACUUCCUGCGCAGACACAAGGACACAGUUCAACUCUACGUCAGCAUCCACUCUUACUCCCAGAUGCUCCUCUUCCCAUAUUCCUGCACCUUGGAGGAAGCAGAGAACCACAGCGAUUUGCUUGAGAUGGCCCAAGAAGCUGCCCAGAACAUCAGAAGAUAUUACAGGAACACCUACAGAUAUGGUGCUGGAGCAGCGACAAUAUACCUGGCUCCGGGCGGUUCUGAUGACUGGGCAUACAACCUCGGCAUCAAAUAUUCCUUCACAUUUGAGCUCCAGGACCGCGGGAAUAAGGGCUUCCUGUUACCACCUUCUCACAUAGCCGGUGCCUGCAAUGAAGCUCUGCUCGGGGUCAAGAUCAUUGCUCUCAAGGUUAUAGAGAAAACACGAGCUCCGACAGGCCAUUCCACGAUCUAAGCAGCUUUGUGAAUGUAAUGUGAUAAACACUAAAUAGACUGAAUACAGAUUACAGUUUAGCCUAAUUAUUUGUGGUGCAUUUGUUUUAGCAUUCCUCUAACAUAUUGUAUCUUAAGAGGUGUCUGUCUUACAGAGAUUGGGUGUACGCCAGUAAAGAAAAGCAACUGAAAUCUGUUAAUCCAGGUAUACUGACCCCUCGGGAAAUAAGGGGUCACUUUAUUUCCCAAGGGGUCAGUAUACCUGGAUGAUAGAUCCAUACGUUGAUUUAACUCUGGAUGCACUUCCUGACACAACCCCCCAGAUAACUGGGGGUACACUAGCUUGUGAUCCCUGAUGCUGAGUUUGUGUCUUCUCGCAGUGUCAAACUGGGGCUCUUUCACAUGUAAGUGUGUUGACUCACUGCUACAUCAGAGCCACUGCUGACAGUGCCGACAGAUACUCAGUGCACAUGAGUUCCUGACUCAAAGCUAAACUGUUGUGCUUAUAUCACACAGAUACAUUAAUGUGACUGCUAUUAUUUCUAGAAAGAUCAAAAUCAGUAUUUCAAUAUUGUUGGUGAUGUUUGUUAAUGUACGUACUCUUAAUAAAACAUUAUCCAAAGAAUAU
This is a messenger RNA of Archocentrus centrarchus (flier cichlid), 1965 nucleotides long. RefSeq names its product carboxypeptidase B2 (plasma) (gene cpb2). The record is from RefSeq and is a predicted model, not a curated record. The transcript is spliced from 11 exons. The coding region runs from base 58 to 1359 and encodes 433 amino acids. Gene Ontology annotation, molecular function: zinc ion binding; metallocarboxypeptidase activity. NCBI's taxonomy places the organism in Eukaryota, Metazoa, Chordata, Actinopteri, Cichliformes, Cichlidae. Gene Ontology annotation, biological process: proteolysis; fibrinolysis.